Molecule: messenger RNA, 1770 nt
Organism: Caenorhabditis briggsae
Lineage: Eukaryota; Metazoa; Nematoda; Chromadorea; Rhabditida; Rhabditidae
Exons: 9
Coding region: 1-1770 (589 amino acids)
Biological process (GO): N-glycan processing; carbohydrate metabolic process
Cellular component (GO): endoplasmic reticulum; membrane
Molecular function (GO): mannosyl-oligosaccharide 1,2-alpha-mannosidase activity; calcium ion binding
Source: RefSeq, a predicted model, not a curated record
AUGCGGCUGUCACGGGACGAUCCAGGCUUGCCGCUAUACCAUAAUGAGAACAACCGCAACCAAACACUUCGUCGGAUCAGAACUCGAGCCAGAUUUUGGUUCGCACAAAGGAGCACCGGAGUGAAGAUUGGAUUGUUAUUCUUGAUCGGUUUCCUGCUUUUCGGUCUUCUGAAAAUCUGCAGUAACGCAAUUACGACGGACGUUCAUCAGAUGGCAGUACCAAAUCAAAACCAAGAUCCAAUCAUUAUCAACGAGCAAAUUAUUGGUGGAAAGCCGGAAAACCCGAAAGAAGAUGAUGAACGAGUUAACGAUGACAUGGCAGUUGAGAUGGACAAUCGUCAGAGUGAUGCGGAAAACAGUCCUGCACACAAACAGGCACACAGGGCAACAGGCAAAAGUGUCAAGUUCAACGGACCGGACAAUGAACGACAAAAAGCUGUUGUGAAAGCAUUCCAACAUGCUUGGCUUGGAUACAAGAAGUAUGCAUGGGGACACGACACUCUGAAGCCUGUCAGCAAAUCGUAUUCCGAUUGGUUUGACACCGGAUUGACUAUCGUUGAUGGUCUGGAUACAGCACUGAUUAUGGGUCUUGAAGAAGAAGCCGCCGAAGCAACAGAAUGGAUUCAAAACAAGUUGACAUUCGAAAAGGACAGAAUGGUGAACUUUUUUGAGUGCACCAUUCGUGUUCUUGGUGGAAUGAUGAGUGCUUUCUAUCUCACUGGAAAUGAAAUGUUCCUGGAAAAAUCGGUUGAUCUGGGAGAUCGGCUGCUGUCGGCGUUCAAAUCGCCAUCACCGAUUCCGUUCAGUGAUGUUAAUUUGCUCAAGAGAACAGGCACCAAUCCACAAUGGGGAUCCGAUUCAUCUCUCUCCGAAGUCACAACUGUCCAAUUGGAAUAUCGAGCCAUCUCCCGAGCAAGUGGCAAUUCCACCUAUGAAGAUCUAUCAUUCAAUGUCUCACAACACAUUCAUAAAAUCGGAUGUGAUCAUGAAGGGUUGUGUGGAAUGUUCAUCAAUGCGAAUACAGGAACAUUCAAAAAGGGCGCUACCAUUACCUUCGGAGCCAGAUCAGACAGUUAUUACGAGUACUUGUUCAAACAGUGGAUUCAGACUGGAAAGACUAUUGACUGGUUGAAAGACGACUACGGAAAGGCUAUGGCAGCCAUGGAGAAGCAUUUGUAUAGAAACUCAGAGCCUAAUAAAAUGUUUUUCAUUGGAGAGCUACUGAGUGGAGAGACAUACUCUCCCAAAAUGGACCAUCUUGUCUGCUUCAUCGCUGGAACUUUAUCGCAAGGAAGCCAAAAUGGUUUUCCACGUAAACAUAUGGAUAUGGCUGAGAAGAUAGGAGAGACUUGCCACAACAUGUACGAUAAUCCAACUGGUUUGGGUCCAGAGAUUGCUCAUUUCAAUAUGAUUCCUGGAAAGGAGGAUUUGUAUGUGAAACCGCUGGAUGCGCAUUGCUUGCUCCGGCCAGAAGCGAUUGAAGGAUGGUUCUACUUGUACAGGUUUACUGGCAACAAAAAGUAUCAGGAAUGGGGAUGGGCAGCAUUCCAAGCUAUUGAGAAGUAUGCUCGAAUUUCUACUGGAGGAUACUCUUCAAUCUCCAAUGUGAAAAAGAUCAAUGUACAGUAUCGUGACUCGAUGGAGUCGUUUUUGCUUGGAGAAACCUUCAAGUACCUAUAUUUGCUUCUUGGAGAUGAUCAAACUGUUUUGCCACUUGAUAAAUGGGUUUUUACUACGGAAGGCCACCCGUUGCCUAUCUAUGACCACUGA